Ciona intestinalis (vase tunicate) is the source of this 1507-nucleotide messenger RNA. Its product is annotated as putative imidazolonepropionase. Gene Ontology annotation, molecular function: imidazolonepropionase activity. The record is from RefSeq and is a predicted model, not a curated record. NCBI's taxonomy places the organism in Eukaryota, Metazoa, Chordata, Ascidiacea, Phlebobranchia, Cionidae. Gene Ontology annotation, cellular component: cytoplasm.
ACGGUUAUAUACUGAAACCAGGUUUUAUAAAGAAAUAUAUAGUUUAUUGGUUUAUGUAUUAAUAACGAUAUGGAAAGCUGUAAACUUCUGAUUGCUGGCCUCAAACAAGUCGUACAAGUGUGUAAGAAUGGCGAGCGUAUGUUGGUCGGUGACGCAAUGAAUGACGUAGCUAUCAUGCAAUCUGAAGAUGGAAAUUGUGGAUACAGCAUCGUAGUUGAUAGUGAUGGAAAUAUACAUGACAUCGACACCGACAAAAACAUCAAUCAUAAAUACAAUGGGACACAGUUUGAGAAGAGCAUAGAUGGAAGAGGAUGCUGUGUGAUCCCGGGAUUAGUUGAUGCUCACACUCAUCCAGUUUGGGCGGGGGAUCGAGUUCAUGAGUUUGCUAUGAAACUUGCUGGGGCUUCAUAUAUGGAAGUUCAUCAGGCAGGAGGUGGUAUACAUUACACUGUAGAACAUACAAGGGCUGCAAGUGAGAACGAGCUUUAUCAGUUGCUUAAGCAGCGUUUAACAAGCAUGGUAAAAUGUGGAACAACACUGGUUGAAUGUAAAAGUGGGUAUGGGUUGGACACAGAAUCGGAACUCAAAAUGUUAAGAGUAAUUAAUCAAGCAAAAAAGAAUAAAAUCAUUGAUAUUUCAACAACAUAUUGUGGGGCACAUGCAGUUCCUAAGGGUUCUACAUCAGAAGAGAUGGUUAAUGACAUCAUAACUAAUCAACUACCUAAGCUUAAACAAGAAAUAGAUUCAGGAAAAUUACAAGUUGAUAAUAUUGAUGUGUUUUGUGAGAAGGGAGUUUUUAAUGCUCAACAAACACGAAAGAUUUUGGAGGAAGGAGUUAAGAUGGGACUCAUGAUCAACUUCCAUGGUGAUGAACUAUCUGAUUCUGGAUCUGCUAAGCUUGGAGCAGAGUUAAAGGCACAAGCUAUUAGUCACUUGGAAGAAAUAUCAGAUGAAGGAAUAAAAGAAAUGUCAAAAUCUCAUUCAGUUGCAGUUAUACUACCAACUACUGCUUAUAUUUUAAGAUUAAAAGCACCGCCCGUUCGUAAAAUGAUCAAGGCUGGCGUUCCUGUGGCUCUUGGCAGCGAUUUUAAUCCAAAUGCUUACUGUAUGAGUAUGCCAGUUGUAAUGCACCUUGCGUGCGUAAACUUCCACAUGACGAUGGCUGAAGCUUUGACAGCAUCCACUAUUAAUGCAGCUGCUGCACUUGGUAUGAGUGAUACACAUGGUAGCUUGGAGGUCGGGAAAAAAGCAAAUUUUGUCAUAAUUGAUGCACCAAGGUGGGAACACUUGGUUUAUCAAUUUGGUUGCCAUGAUGAUGUCAUAAAGGCUGUUGUUCUUGGUGGUGACAUCAUACACAUGAAACAUUCAACAUAACAAUUCCAAAUACUAGAUUACUUUCUAUGCAAACUUACUACAUGUUCGAUAUCAUAGGUGUUUAUUGCACGAGAGGGUUAUGUUGUAUAUUGCAUUUCCACACGAAUAUAAGAUAAAGAAAUCACAAAUGAAA